Condylura cristata (star-nosed mole) is the source of this 844-nucleotide messenger RNA. RefSeq names its product lipocalin 2 (gene LCN2). Gene Ontology annotation, molecular function: small molecule binding. Bases 68 to 673 code for a protein of 201 amino acids. The transcript is spliced from 7 exons. Lineage: Eukaryota; Metazoa; Chordata; Mammalia; Eulipotyphla; Talpidae. The record is from RefSeq and is a predicted model, not a curated record.
UCCUCAGUCACCUCCUCCGGCACUGCCCAGGCCCAGCAGCCUGAACCCCUCUUGCUGUACUGGAAUCAUGCCCCUAGGUCUCCUGUGGCUGGGCCUCUCCCUGCUGGGGGCCCUGCAGGCCGAGGCCCAGGAUGACGCCUCGACCCCAAACAGGAUCCCAGCCCCACCUCUGCUCAGGGUCCCUCUGCAGCCCGACUUCCAGGAUGACCAGUUCCAGGGGAAGUGGUAUGUCCUGGGCGUGGCGGGGAACAACUUUCAUAAAGAGAAGCAUAAGCAGUUCAAGAUGUACACCACCAUCUACAAGCUGAAAGAAGACCACAGCUACAACGUGACCUCCAUCCUGCUCGGGGACCAGGGCUGCGAUUACUGGAUCAGAACUUUUGUCCCAAGUUUUCAGCCUGGCCAGUUCAACCUGGGGAACAUAAAACGGUACCCUGGCCUCCGGAGCUACACCGUGCGAGUGGCAGCCACCGACUACACGCAGUUCGCCAUGGUGUUCUUCAAGAAGGAAGUCAGGAAGGAGGAACACUUCAAGGCCACCCUCUAUGGGAGGACCAAGGAGCUGACCCCUGAACUGAAGGAGAAAUUCAUCCGCUUUGCCAAGUCCCUGGGCCUCACUGAUGACUACAUCAUCUUCCCUGUCCCCAUUGACCAAUGUAUCGAUGACCAGUGAGCGUGCGUCAGCACCCCCUGUCUCCCUCAGCCCAUCGCCGGCAGCCUCUGCCUCAGGUGCGGCCCAGCUGCCCCCCAGCAGCCCAAAGCCAGCAAGAGCACCGAGAGGCCUUUCCCACUAACUGCUCCUGGCCAUCCUGGUUUGCCUGCUGAAUAAACACGAGUCCCCCAA